Phialemonium atrogriseum is the source of this 352-nucleotide messenger RNA. RefSeq lists its product as uncharacterized. Lineage: Eukaryota; Fungi; Ascomycota; Sordariomycetes; Cephalothecales; Cephalothecaceae. The record is from RefSeq and is a predicted model, not a curated record. The transcript has a single exon. The annotation marks the transcript as partial.
GUGGGCCAAGGAAAGUCCCGUCCCAUCGACAAGUUUGCUCGAGUUUGUCUGUCCUCUAGGGAAGGAGCACCCUCUCGGGCUCCGGCCAGGGACAGUCAGUCAUCCGCAGUCCUUGCAAUGCACCAAGACCACCUUAUGGCCGUUGCACGCUCCGCAGGUCCUCGUGUACUUGCCCUUCCCCCAGCACCGCCAGCAGAUCUUGGACAGGUUCUUGCACUCGUACUCGUUGGUCCCCUUGCCGCCGCAUUUCUUGCACGUCUUGGUGUAACUUGUGGCGCCGCCACAUUUCUUGCACUCGGUCAUGUUGCUAUGGGUAUAUAUUUAGGUGGGUGGUGGGACUGUUUGGGAUGGG